AUGAAUUAUUAUACUUUCGAGAACUCGUCCGAUGCGGCAGCGGCUUCGGCUGCAGCCGCUGUGCCUCCAGCCCCAUCCACAAGAGGGACAUUACCUAAUGGCGUGGCUUCCGUCCCGCGCGGGGACAUUAGGCUGUGCUUGCCUGACACGCUCCCUAACGACAUUCCAAUCCGUAGAACUACCAAGAGUUGCUUCGAAGGCUACCGCGUGCUCGAAUCAAUCGGUGCCGGUACCUAUGCACACGUCUGGAAGGUCGCGCGAACUGGCAUUUCGAAGGUAGUGAAAGAUGACACCGGACACGGAGGUUUCCAGAGAGAGACAUCAGCUCUUCACAACAGGGCUGCUGGCAGUCGCGGAACGGAGUGUGAGAUGCUUUUCCGGCACGGCACCCACGCUGAAGAACCCGAGGUUUUUGCAGCAAAGCUACUUCAGCCGCAAAAGUUUUCGAAAGAUACGCUUCCCCAGGUCGUGGAUAUGUUUACAAAAGAGAUUGUGAACCUCGCCCACUGCCAGUGCCCCGGCGUCGUCCGUGUUGAAGAGAUUGUCGAAGGAGCUGAAGGCUGGCUAGUCGUACAAGAGUAUCUCGACGGAGGCACGCUGUGGUGCGACCAAGUUUGCAGGGACGAAGAUGACGCGUUCCUCCACUUCAUUCAGCUGGUUCAGGCAGUACUGCUUCUGCAGGAGAAGAACAUCGUCCACAGAGACCUGAAACCUACUAACGUUCUUCGAUGCAAAAAGGACAAACGCGUGUUACUUGCGGACUUCGGCUGGUCAGAGCGAGUCGACCGGUGUCAACACAGUCAAGUGGAGUGGCCAGGAACCCUCGAGAUUAACCCACCAGAAGUCAUCAAUUGCACCGGACCAUUGACGGAGCGCAUCGACAAUUAUGCCCUCGGGAUGGCUCUGAUGUUUUUUCUUUCGGGACGUUUCAUCUGCCGCCAAAAGGGUUUUGACGCAACCAGUGCUGCUCCGUUUGUCCUUCGUACGGUUCACCAAGUGCGGUCUUCUGGCCCGCCUGCGAACUUCCAAGGUCCGCCAGAAGCCUGGACUCUCUUCCUAGGCCUCACUGCGCCCGACCCCUCAAGACGCUGGUCCCUAAAUCGCGUGCUUUCCCAUUCCUGGGUCCAGCAGAAACUAGUUCAGUUGGCGCCUCGUGCGCAUCUGUGGCAUCCUCGCGUUUGCCGGCUAGUGUUUCAACUUACCCGAGUGUUCGCGGAUCGACCCACUUGCAGCGGUCCUUCCCGUAACUCAUAUGCGGAGCAAGAAAGAGGCGCUAUGACGCCGAGGAGUUACGAGAACGAGUUCGCGUAUAGAAACGCAUGCAUGCGCAACAGCUGCAAUGGAAUCUACCCCGUCGGAGGAAUGGUGGAGGUAGGAGGGAACCGGAGGGUGCGGGCGACGGAGUGUGCGUUCUGCCCCCCGUGUGGAAUCACAGGUUGUACUGGACGGCCGUGCCUCAAAUUUUUUAUGCAGAAUCGAGUUGUCUCUAAGGACGACUACAACAAGCUGCAAACUUCUGUAGGGGCUGAAGCUCACCCAGCGGCCGACUGUCAGAGAACCAGUGCGCGCUCAACAGCCGGCUCCCUGCCAACGCCGUACGAGAUCAUGCUUAGCACGGACGAAUGGAAGGCUGCGACUUUGAGGCGCCGCUUCAGCGCCCCAACCCUGCAGGCAUUCCACCCCUUCAUGCGGUUUGUGCCGAGGCCCCCGCCUGGAUUGGCAGGACCUCAGCAGCAUCAAGCAACCGGGGGCGGGCAUCGAGCGUCGGGUCAGAGAUCUGCAAAUCAGGCGAGCGACGCAGAGUACGUGACCCCAUCUCAGACGGGUGACUCCAACUGCGCCGAGGCGAAAGAAAACCUGCGAUUUUCUGUGUCUUACGCGGGCGCGGCCGGACAAAGUCGAGGCACAUCCGACUGUAAAACCGAUAGGUGCUCGACGCUUCCGGGGGACGCGUGGGACCUGUUUGAGCAGAGGCCGGAGUUCAUGGGACACUGGAAAGCGUUACAACAAGACCAGAACUCGUUCCAACAACACGAGAAUGUGCUCUCUCAACGACAGCAGAAGCGCCAGCUGCAGCACUCACAUCAGAGACAGCAGCUAACGGCACAGUGCCCUCGUUCAAGGGCCGGUGCACACAGAGUCUACCACUACUUAAGGCAGCCACAGGACAACCCGUCACUGCGUGAUGGGUGGGAGGAAAAGAUGCGCUCGGAGAGGCGGACGCAUGCACUGGGAGAGAUGGGGGAAGCUCCAGGGCGGGGGCCGCUCCAGAGCCGGCGUGUCCCAUCAUCUCCAAGUGACGGGCGGCUCACGCAGUCUCCGGUUGCCGGGGAUGCGGCGACCUUGCCUGGAAAUUGUCACCAGAAGAUGCACGGGAAACUCCAGAAGUAUCGGAGGGGUGUCAGCCACGGAGGGACCCCUCUCCAGUUUGUCACUGAAACGCAUGCAGAGACGCGAGAAGAAACACACGAAUCUGCGACGAGGACCAUGGCUCUGCUGGAGUACCGGCAAGCCCUUUGCAGACGAAUGGAGGAAAAUUUUGACACAUCGAGUGGGUGCGAAUCGCGCCGAGAAAAACGAGCUGCCUUAAAUGCUAAUAGUGAAUACGUCGGAGUCAUUCGAGGGCAGCGUCCUUGUCAUGCAACGCCAACGGGGGCAGAAGUGCCCCAGGACGCAUCUCAGUCACCGCAGCACGCGGAGCGCGAGUCUUCGGCAUCUCUUCCGUCUUCUCUAAAUUCCAAGGAUAAAGCGUUUGCGAACGGAUUUCCGCGGGGUGACGCCAGUCCACCUCCGAGCGUACGGCGAUCGUCAGCGGGCCAUCCAAUAUCGGAAUCCCCGCAAAGUCAAGAGUCCGUGCUCACGCAGCUGGCUCCCAGUGGAGCCUGCGAUCCGUCAGUCCGUCCAGGUGGAGCUUCGCGCUCUGGCUCGCGAGAGGAAGGCCGACUUAUCAGGACCGCAGCUCAAAGGUGUCUUCCAUCAAGACUGUCUUUCGAGUCGCCUCUUGCAGAUGAACCUACCGGACCCAAGCGAACCGAUCCUCCAGCAGCGGGAGUGCCUCUCGUGAGUUCUGCGUCUUUCUGUGCGCGUGCCGGUCGGGACACCGGUUCUAGAGGAGCCUUUUCCCCUCAAAACAACAGGACCGAGGAAGCCUCUUGUGGCUUCGUUGAACGGGAUCCAGCGCCUCAGGUAGGCGGAACAUCGGUGGACGCCAGCCUCAAAAACGUACAAGGUGGCGGCUACCGCCGCGUCAAGACUUUCGUACCUCCUUUCUCCUUCGGAGAUACGCAAGUGCCAUUUUUUCAGUUGCAGCGAAUGCCUCAACAGGCGACGGCAGCUUAUGCAACUCCUCUAGCCCUGGCCAACGGGACUGCGGGUAAGAGUGGUUGGUGGCGAACAGGGGCGACACGCCAGUUCACUCUGGGGAAAACGACGCCUCGCCCAGAGCCGCCCUGCGACGGCGUGUCCCCGAAACUGCCUCGCACUCUCUGUGGAGGCUGUGUCUCUCGAGACAGCGCGGGAAGCGAGGGAUGCGCAGAAUCUGGUUCACAUCGCCUCAGUCGGCUUCCUGACCAAGCAUUAGGGGAGCCGAGAAGUGCCGGUGACCCUCCGUCGGACGUAAGCGUAGGGAAGGACUGCUGUAUUCACGAAACUCCACGAGAGAAGACAGAAGGGUGUUCGCAAGGUACAACGCACGGGCAUUUGCAGACAAUUGUAUACGGCAACAGUGGUGCUUUUGUCGGGCCUGAGACAGGCAGUCCGCGGGCUGAGUCGCGCCGUGUCUCCUUCAGUGGGUGCUCUCCACGAGGGCCACCUGGGGGAGACAACUCUCGACCGCAAGGCAGCGAGGUUGAGAAGAGGGGAAAAGUAUUGUCGCCUGCUUCAGCUUCUGGCUACGGGAGGUCCUCAACCGGUGCCGGUGGGGGCGGGGUCGCAGACGCCGAGACAGUGGGCCGGCUGGAUGCACGCCACUUGAGGGAGUUGCAGCACAACGCGAAGUUCGGGUACGGUGGAAAUGCGAAGAACGGUACUGUGUCGCCCAGCGGCAACACACACCACAAAGAGGCUACGAGAGGAUCGGAUCCGGAUCUCGCAGAAGCGGCUGCCAUGAUGAACAGGGACAGCCAGGGCACCAUGGCUAUCGCUGGAACGUUGACGUUCGGCGGCGUGUCUCCCAGACGAAACAGCAACGGAGGCAUUCCGUCGCCAACAGGGGUGCACAAGCCGUCAGAGGCAGCGCAGCGAAAGGUCCCGGGAUACGGCGAGACAACCACCACAUCUGUUUUGAGGCUGGUUCACAGAUCGUCGCUCCCGAUGUACAAUGAGGCCAUUCUUCCUGAUGGACGGUCCCCGCGUGGAGCAGGCUGCUCGAGUGUCAUGAGUGGCGAGGCAAAAGUCAGCGUGAACAAUGCUCAUAGCCAAGAGGAGCCGUGGAUAUCUUGCCUCAUGCGGAACUGUCGCGGGCUCGUGCAACAGCAGAUGCCGUAUCCAGCAGCCACGGAAACGCAGGAGAUGCAGAGUCAGUGCGGGCUUCAAAAUGACGUAGAUACCUCUCGAAGGCUGCAUGCAGACUGGACAGGCGAUCUGAGGAGCGCAGGAGGAAGCGGCAAAUCAGGACUCCGCACGCAGAUGCUUCCCGCGCAGCUGGUACUGAGAGAAGUUCAGGGAGGCGGCGUGCCGGAGUCAUGCAUCUUGCAGCGGGACUUGCAUGCGUUCCGCCAGCGAUUGCUCCAGGCGAGGCGCCCGGCUUUUCACGAGAGUCCACACACUCGGGGAAUCUAUGAGCAAGGGGCUGGCGAAUCGGAGGCGGACGCCGCCUCCUUUUUACAGCGCUUUGUAUUUCAUCUGCUCGAGUCCGGUGGGGAUCUGCAAGGGCGUGCAUUGGGACCCCAGAGCGCGACGAAGCCUCUGAAGGCCAGCGUGCUCCCUCUGGCGAGCGGCGUAGCGCCUUUUGACCGUCGAGACGACAUGCUUCGCAUGGACUAUAGGGGGACUGGCGGAGCCUCCGCAGUGAACGCGGAGAUCUUUUACGGCGACGUUGGCUCGGGUUUGCGGGGCCCUGGUCAUGAUGAGUUUCUUUUGCUGUCGUCGUCUGGAGGAGCCUGUUUGAAAACGAGCCCUUCAGAAGCGCAGCAGCUUGUGCAAAUGAUAGAAUCCACGGCAACUGUCAAGCGGUGCGCGUUUGAGGGGCUCCUUGAGGUCCCGUCCUGUGCUGGCGCCACGACGACGGCGACAACGACCGGCCCAGGCACGGGGACGUUGCCAGCGUCGUCGCCAGGCGCUGGCGAAGACAGCCUAGACAGCGGCUGGGGCUUCCAAGGACUCGAGGGCGAAGACGAGCCUACGGCAUUCCGGCCUGAAUCUCCCGUUUGCACCCCGAUUCAGUAGUACAGGGAUGCAGCUAGUGGGGAGGUAUGGCAUUGGAGAGCUUUUCCAGACUCUAGCAAGCAGAUGAGGCGGCUAAAGAACUUUAAAGUGUCAAAUAAAUACCGGGCAAAGGCCCCUCCAGAACCAACCAACUUGCGGACCUAGAUCACCGCAAGAAUUGGGUGCGUAGUAGGACACGGUCAGGCUCCGUUUUCCCGGGGGUUGGAGUUGGUUUCCAUUUCGACCGCUUGAAGAUCCACCAUGCGACAUAUAAUAGAGAGCUCUCGGAAGCCGAUUGACUGCAGAGCUUCCGAGGCUCCUUUUGAUUGGAAGGAGCUUAGCGUUCCCAGCGUGCUGUAGGGGACCAAGCGCAGCUGGAUAUGUAUAUCUGCGUACACUUUUUUUCAUGUUAACACGACGCUAACGCCGGCAGUUUCUGUAGUACUCGAUCGUUUGUGUGUAUGUGGAAAAAUUACUGAACGGCGUUUGGUCAAUAAAGAAGUGCGUCGACGUGACUGCUGACGUUUCGUGGGCAACUGACCGAUAUGUUCAGUUAUUUUGCAUGUAAAUCUGUUUUUCAUCGUGUCGGAAGUAACCGACUGGUGCAGGAAGUGGUUUCUUUACCACGCCGUCAGUGCUUUCAUAUGGUACAGGAAAUUUUAGCGCUAGUUUUAGAUUUCCCGUUGUGUACGAUCAGAACCGUCGAGUAGCGAGGUGUUGACGCGUGUCAGCCACACUUCAAAGCACGUGUGCAUUUUUCUCGAUCGCCUUACAGGGCAUGCUUGCAAUAGCAUCUGAGUUGCCAGCUGAACUGAAGCAAGCGAGGCGCAGCCAGUCGCAGAGACCAGCAAGAUGCUCCAAGCGUGCGACAAAAGAGAGGCGUAUAUCAGCACGAGUGUUCCUGUGGAAAAGCGGCACGCAAACCACAGUUCACUACGAGUUCCCCUUUUGAUCGUAAGGGGCGAAUUUGCAGCUAUACGCGGUAGUGUCGGGCGGGAACGCCAGUAUCUGCGUCCUGACGGUAUUGAUACAC
Messenger RNA from Toxoplasma gondii ME49, 6397 nucleotides. RefSeq names its product myosin-light-chain kinase. Bases 1 to 5385 code for a protein of 1794 amino acids. The record is from RefSeq and is a predicted model, not a curated record. Lineage: Eukaryota; Apicomplexa; Conoidasida; Eucoccidiorida; Sarcocystidae. The transcript has 2 exons. Gene Ontology annotation, cellular component: nucleus; cytoplasm. Gene Ontology annotation, biological process: mitotic DNA damage checkpoint signaling; protein phosphorylation. Gene Ontology annotation, molecular function: ATP binding; protein serine/threonine kinase activity.